Molecule: messenger RNA, 1303 nt
Organism: Colletotrichum scovillei
Lineage: Eukaryota; Fungi; Ascomycota; Sordariomycetes; Glomerellales; Glomerellaceae
Exons: 3
Coding region: 295-1143 (282 amino acids)
Molecular function (GO): protein binding
Source: RefSeq, a predicted model, not a curated record
UACUGUACUCACUCAUGGUAAAUCGAUUGGAUCCCAGCCAGGCCAGCCGCUGAAAGACCCCUAAAGCGCUGUAUCCGCCAGGUACCUGUAGCGAAUUGGGUCAGCAAGAUGUGGCUUCCACCGCCCAAAAACAUGUGAACAGCCUCAACGUCCCACCCGCACCAAAUCCACGUGGGGACGAGACACCUCAGUGACGACAUUCCUGGGGCUGCCUUGCCUGCAACCUCUUUGGCUCAGCUUGACAUCUACACUCAACGUCAAGCAAGCCUACGACAAUUCACUGUUACCGUCAAGAUGGCGUCCAAGGGGACAGAGAUGGAUGCCCAGGGCAAGGGCAAGAGUACGUCGGUCAAGGAUGAGCCUGAAGAGGUCCAGGAGAAGUUCUCUCCUGAAGAGGAGGCGUCCCUCCUAUCCGAAUCCAACACCCACAAAACCGAAGCAAACGCCCUCUUCGCAUCCUCCCAAUACACCUCCGCCAUCGCAAAAUACGACGAGGCCGUCUCCGUCUGCCCAAACUACCUAGACUACGACCUCGCCGUCCUCCGCUCCAACAUCUCCGCCUGCCACCUCAAACUCUCCCAGUGGAAAGACGCAAUCUCCUCCGCCUCCGCCGCCCUCGACUCCCUAGACCGCAUCGACAAGGAAUCCGCCCUCGCCCAGGAACGCCGCGAGAAGCGCAAGGCCGAAGAGGAAGAGGGCGUGGAGGAGGAAAUCGUCAGCUCCGGCGCCAGCGCCGCUGCCCCCGCGCCCGUCACCUCCGCGGAAGAUGAGGAGGAAGUCGCGCGCAGGAAGAGAGCGGACGACGUCCUGCGUAUCCGGGCGAAGGCGCUCAUGCGGAGGGCGAGGGCGCGGAGCGAGGAGGGCGGGUGGCAGAACCUCGCGGGCGCGGAGGAGGAUUAUAAAGCGCUGGCUAAGAUGGGGAACCUCGCGGGCGCGGAUCGCAAGAUUGUGCAGACGCAGUUGAGGGUGUUGCCGCCGAGGACCAAGGCUGCGCAGGAGGCGGAGACGGCGGAGAUGUGGGGGAAGCUUAAGGAUCUGGGCAACGGCAUUCUGAAGCCGUUUGGACUGAGUACGGAUAACUUCCAGAUGGUCAAGGAUGAGAAGACGGGAGGGUACUCGAUGAACUUUAACCAGGGUCAAUGAGCCUGGCCAUCAUCACAUUUGGUCUGAGAAGAAAACAGCAUUUUGAUGUAGGCAUGGAAGAAGCGAUGGCAUCAUAGAAACACAGGAAGCCCAUAAGCAUAGCUCAUUCAGGCGAAUAACCUAAUUUCUCGUCCAUGAUGGUUCGGGGACGAUGAUCACU